Molecule: messenger RNA, 720 nt
Organism: Rhizophagus irregularis DAOM 181602=DAOM 197198
Lineage: Eukaryota; Fungi; Glomeromycota; Glomeromycetes; Glomerales; Glomeraceae
Molecular function (GO): protein binding
Source: RefSeq, a predicted model, not a curated record
AUGGAAUAUAAUCAAAGAAACAAUACAAGUGAAAGGCAACAAUUUCCUUAUAUUAAAAAUUUUGAAUUAAAUGUUAUAGUUAAAUUAUCAUCAUUAUCAUCAUUAUUAUAUAAUUUUGAUAAUUUAAGAUACAAAAAUUGUAUGAUAAAAUCUGAAGGAUACAGUGGUGUUCAUCAUUUAUGUGGAAUAGAAUGUUGGAAAUUUGAACCAAGUGAACGUCCAAAUAUACAAAAUAUUGUUUCUAUUUUAAAAGGAUUAAAUUUUUCAACUAAUGAAAAAAUACAGCAAAAUAUGAACCUUAAUUUAAUAAUUGUUAAUGAAUCCAAAAGUGAAUUAACAGAAUUAUCAACAGAUAUAUUUGAUUUAGUAUCUAAUAAGAUCAAUAAUAUAAUUAUCGAUGAGUUUAUUGCACACUUAAUUAAUAAACAUGAUAAAGAUUUUACUUUUGGAAAUAUCAAACAACUUAUUAAUCAACAUUUAUUACAAUUAAGUCAAACCACGGAUAAAAUUAUAAAGUGGUUAUCAAAAAAUCAAGAUAAAGAUACAAUAUAUUAUUUUAAUAUUGUUAUAGAGAAUGAUUUUAAUUUUAAAGAUUUUAAAUUAUUUUUAAAGGCGGCAAAUGAAAAUUUUCCAAUUGCGCAAGUCUAUCUUGCUAAAUGUUACUAUAAUGGAUAUGGAACUGAAAUAAAUUACAAUUUACCAUUUAAUUGGUGUAGUUAG